AUGGCAUUGUACGCCUUUUUUUCAAGCAGUAGAAAAUUUCAAGAACCAAGAAAGGAGAAAGUACCGCUUACGGAAAACGAACCGACGUCGCCAAUUAAGAUCGACGAUGAUGUAGAGAAGGAGAUAAAGAAGCCGGUGGAAAAAGUUCAACUACUGUCGUGGCGUCAACGAGCCAAGACGUUUGCUAUUGUAUACGGACGCGUAGCCAUUUUAGACUCAAUAGGCGUCUCGGCAUCAGCGGCCACCAACUCGGCAGGAUCCGUCCUUAUCGCUUACACGCUCUACAAGGUGCUGACACCCGUUCGAUGGGCUCUUACAUUUGCUGUAACGCCGGUCAUUUUACGUGCAUUGAGACGCAGAGGAUACAUGCUGGCUACAACAGUUUCACCAUCAAGUCCAUCACCACCACCUCAGUAA
Molecule: messenger RNA, 417 nt
Organism: Peronospora belbahrii
Lineage: Eukaryota; Oomycota; Peronosporomycetes; Peronosporales; Peronosporaceae
Source: the annotation of a GenBank genome assembly